Messenger RNA from Stylophora pistillata, 1467 nucleotides. RefSeq names its product scavenger receptor cysteine-rich domain superfamily protein-like. Gene Ontology annotation, cellular component: membrane. NCBI's taxonomy places the organism in Eukaryota, Metazoa, Cnidaria, Anthozoa, Scleractinia, Pocilloporidae. The record is from RefSeq and is a predicted model, not a curated record.
UUGAGAAAGUAAAAGGAAUGGGUUGCACCCCGUCCACAUUUAUGGGCGGCCAAAUGGCGAAGGAGAUGCAGUACAUCAUUCUGGAUGAUUAGCGUUGAAUGUUACCCAGCCUGUAUAUUGAAGCUUUCUGCCACAUGUAAUGAAAGAAAAUGUGAUGGAAAUAUCGAAAUCAGCCUUCCACUAUCCAAAUAUCCCUCGUUUGACAAGAUUGCCUCAUGAAAUUUUCCCUAACGCCCAUUUAAACGUACAAGCUUUCCAUCUGUUUAAUAUACUUCUAUUUACUUCCGUUGCCACUGGUAUCGGCAAAGACCGAAUGACCAAUAUGUGCUCCAACUGACAACAUGUGGUCAACCAAGACAAGCACCUCUUGAUGUCAUCAUCAAAUUACUUCAUUCCGUAGAGAUGUGUGUUCCACUAACCUAAAGAGUGCCCACCAGCCAAAGAGUUGCGACAUAGAAGAAAUAUAAUUGAUGGCUUUUUCUGGAGUUCUGCUUUAUAUAUUUUUUGUCGGAGGACUCUUUCCUCGGAAGGGGACUGCCUCAGUUAUUAAUGUGCGAUUAUUUGGUGAUUACAUUCGAUCAUCGUAUGGCCUUGUUGAGGUGCAAUUUAAUGGGACCUGGGGUACGUGGUGUAGUGCUCCGUGGAACCUUAAUAAUGCUCAUGUCACGUGCCGUCACCUGGGGUUUGAUGGAGCUGCUGCCCUGGUACCCGAGUCUUACCCGUCAUAUGAUGGAGGGAGAGUCAAGUGGAGAAAUGAUCUGCACUGUUUUGGGAACGAAACUUCCCUGACUGAUUGUCCACAAACUGGAUUUAUCUCAGUCAGAUAUUGCAGCUUUCGUUACAAGGCCUCCAACGUCAUGUGUAAUUUACAAGUCCGCCUAGCAGGAGGGGUAUCUAACAAGCAAGGUUUUGUGCAAGUUUAUUACAACAACAAUUGGAACUGGGUUUGUGGUGAGCAAUGGAAAAAACAAGACGCUAAUGUGACCUGUAAUUGGCUGGGAUAUUCAGGCCCUUCUGAAGCUUACACAGACACAGCACGUGACGGUGCCAAUGGCACCACCUGGAUAAGCAAUGUAAAUUGCACUGGAGAUGAACUUUCUCUUUUUUCCUGCGUUCAUGGAGGAUGGUUUAAUAGGAGCUGUGUAAGCAAUCAAAUAGCGGGGGUGCGAUGCACCGGACCUGAGGUUCGCUUAAUAGGUGGUGAACUUACAUCAUAUCAGGGCCAAGUAGAGGUUUUGUUUAAUGGCGUCUGGGCAGGAAUAUGUUAUGACUACGAUUGGGAUUUUCCGGAGGCCAAUGUAGUUUGUCGUCAGCUGGGAUAUCAUGGUGCUGCACAACCUACCUACCAUGAACGGUUUCAAACAGGAUAAGAUGAUGUUAAAGUAACCAAUGUUCAUUGUCUUGGAAACGAGACUUCAAUAUUAAAAUGCACACACAACUUGUUUGGUGUGGGCCGCAAUUGCUGGA